AUGUCGAGAAUCGAGGAGCUUCCAGACGACUUUGACGAGUCGCUCAACCUCAAUGGGGUGCCUCCUCAGGUCGCCCAGGACCUGCCGCAGCCCGGCUUUGACGCCUUCGCCGCAACCAACGAGGCGCCCUUCCCUAUCAAUGAAGAGAGACUGAAGGAGCUCAUCAAUGACCCCAAUGCGCCCGGUAUGCCUCCGGCCAUGGCGUCGGUCAAGUCGCAUUCCAAGGAGGAACUGCUGGAUAUGAUGAACAAGACUCCAUUGUUCAUGACGGAUAUUGAGAAUGCUGGUGACGAGAAGGGUGAAAAUGUUCUUUUGGAUGCACUGCAAGCUCUGCAAAACGAAGGAACCCGAGGCGAGGUUGCUCAAAGUUUCAAGGAACAAGGCAAUGAGGCUGUCCAGGAAAAGCGCUGGAUCGAUGCCAAGGAGAUGUAUACCAAGAGUAUUGCCGUGAUCUACGCCAAAGAAGACAAAUGGGACAAGCCCGAGGACCUUGAGACGGAAAAGAAACUCCUGCGCCAGAUGGAGGAAUUAUCCCACAUCAACCGGGCAUUGUGCAACCUUGAGCUUGGUAACCUUCGCUCUUGCACCCUCGACUGUGCCGCCGUUAUCAAACUCAACCCGAAGAAUGUCAAGGCUUACUACCGUUCAGCAAUGGCUCUGCUCAAGUUGGAUAGAGUCGCAGAGGCUGAAGACGCUGCUUCGCGGGGCCUGGCCAUCGAUUCCUCCAAUAAGGCACUUCAAACUGCUGCUUCCAAGAUUGCCGAUCGCAAGGCUCAAGUGGAGCGCGUCGCUGCCAAGCGCAAGGCCGAGGAGGAGCUCGCGCGCAAGCAGAACCUAGUUCUAAGCACCGCUCUGCGUGCCCGCCAGAUCCGCACCCGCAAGACUGACCAGCCUCCAGACAUGGAAGACACCAGGAUUCGUCUGGUUCCCGACCCACUUUCACCAGAGAGCUCGGUCGAGUUCCCUGCCGUCUUCCUCUAUCCGAUGGAUGCCCAGUCCGAUUUCAUCAAGGGUUUCUCUGAGCUACAUUCGAUUGUGGAUCACCUGGAUUACAUCUUCCCACUUCCUUGGGAUACUAAGAAGGAGUACACGAUUAACAACGUCGAGUGCUUCAUGCAGACUGUCUCCGGUGGUCUCAUCAAGGCUGGAAAGAAGCUUCCUUUGUUGCAGAUUCUUUCUGGUGGCAAGGUUGAGAUUGUGGACGAACUGGUCAGAAUCUUUAUCGUACCGCUUUCCAAGACUGGUGCUUUCAUCGCUGAGAUGAAGGCCCGCAAGGAAGGUUGA
Molecule: messenger RNA, 1284 nt
Organism: Penicillium cataractarum
Lineage: Eukaryota; Fungi; Ascomycota; Eurotiomycetes; Eurotiales; Aspergillaceae
Product: HSP70/90 family co-chaperone CNS1
Exons: 3
Coding region: 1-1284 (427 amino acids)
Biological process (GO): protein folding
Molecular function (GO): Hsp90 protein binding
Source: RefSeq, a predicted model, not a curated record